CGCAAGCGUCCCAUUCGCUUGGUAGCGGCCGCUGUCGUCGGAGCAGUAGCAGUAGCAGUCCUGUUCUCCUCCUCCUUCGCCGCCGCGACGAUGAUGCUGGAUCGCGAGCGCGGCUGGAGCGUCUCGUUCGCCGGCUGUGGCUUCCUGGGCGUCUACCACAUCGGCGCCGCCACCUGCCUGCAGGAGCGCGCCCCGCACAUCAUCCGCGACGCCCGGCACAUCUACGGCGCCUCUGCCGGAGCGCUCGCCGGCGCCGUGCUCGUGGCGGGCGGCUCCCUGGGUCAGCGGCGGAGCGCGGGGCGGGAUGCGGGGCCGGGGGCGCCCCGGCUGGCGGCGCCGGGGGGGUGCGGAGCGGGGCUUCUCUUCCCUGCGGCUCAGGCUUGCGCAGAUGUUCUGGCAUUAGCCAAGGAAGCAAGAAAGCGAAACCUAGGUCCUCUUCAUCCUUCCUUUAAUGUGAUAAAGAUAAUAAGAGAUGGACUGAUGAGAAAUCUUCCAGAAAAUGCUCACCAGUUGUCAUCGGGCAGACUGUGUAUUUCACUAACCAGAGUAUCAGAUGGUAAAAAUGCAUUGAUAUCUAAUUUUAACUCUAAAGAAGAAGUUGUCCAGGCUUUAAUCUGUAGUUCUUUUGUCCCUAUUUAUUGUGGCCUAAUUCCACCAUCAUUUCGGGGUGUGCGCUACGUGGAUGGAGGAAUCAGUGACAAUUUACCUCACUAUGAAUCUAAGAAUACCAUCACAGUUUCGCCUUUUGCUGGGGAGUGCGAUAUUUGUCCAAAGGGGAAGUCUGCCAACUUCCAUGAAAUGAAUGUGACCAACACCAGUAUUCAGCUCAGUUUGGGAAAUCUUUAUCGUUUAACACAAGCACUCUUUCCACCAGAACCUAAGGUACUAGGAGAGAUCUGCGAGCAAGGAUAUUCAGAUGCUCUUAAAUUCUUGAAAGAGAAUGGUAUUCUGAAGGACUCAAUUUAUAUCCACUUGUCCUUCACAAAAAGAAAUCCUCAUGAAGCUGCAGAACACAUUGACCAUAUGAAGAAAAAGACAUUGACAGAAAAUAACAAAGUAGAAACUUUGAAAAUCGAAGUACUUAAUGACCAGCUGAAGGAAAAUCCAUGGCCUUUGGAAAAGAGCAUAUUUGAGAGUCUACCUCCUAGACUUCGUAAAGCACUGCAGGAAGCUUGUAAAGAACAGAAUGGAUUCUAUGCUCAGUUCUCUAAACUCUUCCCGAUACGAGUGCUAUCCUAUCUGAUGCUACCAUAUACACUACCUGUGGAAUCUGCUUACUCUGUUGCUUUACGGUUAGUAAACUGGUUUCCUGACAUGCCUGCUGAUGUUCGAUGGAUGCAAGAACAGCUUUGUCGGAUUGCUGGUGCGGUUUGUUCCCAAGCUAAGAGCAAGCUGUUCUGUACAUCCAGGAAAGACAAUUAUGCAUCACUAAGAAAAUGUCAAACUGUCCCAUCUACUAUGGAAUUUCAUUCUUCAUACUGCCACCUUAAAAUGCCUCAUUCCUCUGUGGACCUUGAAACCUGGCUCUGGGAAUCUUCAUGCUUCAUGCAGUCAGCUAUUGAGACUGCUCCUACUAACAUGCAGGAUCAUUCAGACUUAAACUCUUAUCCUGUUUUUCUCACAAAUUGUCAUGAGUCUGAGUUAGAAAUAGAUUUUGACUCCUCUUCAGAGGAAAGUUUCCAUACUGCUCCAGAGUAUUAAUUUGGAAGUAGAUUCCACAGAUUACAAAAUCCCAAUUUGGCAGAGAAAUUUAAAUACUAAAGAUCACAUUGUGUAUUGCCAAUAAGUCUUGGAAAAAUUAUUUGUUUACAGCUUUCUGACAAAUCUGCCUUCAGAGUUCUACUGUUUUAAGGAUUAUGAAAACAGUGGCUGCUAUACUAAGUAACUGACUACAAUUCUGUCAAAGCACCAGCUCAGUCAGCUAUAUUAAGACUGGUAGUAAACAGUCUCUUUCUGGAAAGAUUUUUUUUAAAAAAAAUCUACUUUCAGCCUACAACUGUAAAUUCUGUACAUAGACUGUUAGACAAACAAGCAUUGAUAACAAGCUUUUAAAAAACAACUCUUUUUUCUUAACAAUAUGUGUUAGGA
Cuculus canorus (common cuckoo) is the source of this 2088-nucleotide messenger RNA. RefSeq names its product 1-acylglycerol-3-phosphate O-acyltransferase Pnpla3. Gene Ontology annotation, biological process: lipid homeostasis; triglyceride catabolic process; positive regulation of triglyceride catabolic process. Gene Ontology annotation, cellular component: membrane; lipid droplet; cytoplasm. The record is from RefSeq and is a predicted model, not a curated record. Gene Ontology annotation, molecular function: triacylglycerol lipase activity. The transcript has 9 exons. Lineage: Eukaryota; Metazoa; Chordata; Aves; Cuculiformes; Cuculidae. Bases 91 to 1701 code for a protein of 536 amino acids.